UUGGCGAGCACAUGCCACGUUGAGAGAAGAAGAUCUGAACUGAACAGCAGCCACAGGGGCUCGCGAGGACCAUUUAAUCCACCGUACAAACCGUAAAAAAACAAACUCCAGCAAGUGGUUUAACAAACCUCUGAAACAAGCAGCCGACUGAGGAUCUGAGAGACCCGCAAGGAUGCAGUUGUUGUCCGCCAGCUGCGUGUGUGCCCUCCUCUUGGCCACGCUCCUCCGCCAAGUCAGCAGUUUGGAGACUGUUAUCGGCCUGUAUGGGGAAACAUUCGAGAUCCCCUGCAACAAUGGAACCAUAAAUGCCCAGGACAUCCUCAUGACUAAAUGGAAAUAUGACAAAGGAGAGGGACUUACGGGAGACCUGCUGGUCAAGCAGAAAAACCAGAAUGUUUCAAUCAGCGCCACUGAUGAAUACAAGGGACGUGUGAGCAUGGCUGCAAACUCCAGCCUGCUGCUCUCUGCAGCCAAGCUGACUGACCAGCGCACUUUCACCUGCAUGGUGGUGACUGGUGACAUCACAGAAUAUCCCGUUAAUGUGGUGAUCUACAAGUCGCCGGCAGGCCUGGAGAUUUCUGACAAAGCGGAGGACCUAGAGAUUGGCAAACUUACUAAGCUUGGGACAUGUGUUGCAAAAGACUCCAAUCCAGCUGUAAAUAUCACAUGGCAAAAGAACAACAGACCUCUGGUAGCUGAUGGGAAAGGUGUGGAUUCCAUCCACGCCUCGGUGUUGGUGGACCCUGUUACUGGCCUUUCAACUACUUCUUCCAUGCUGGAGUACUCAGCCAAGAAGGAAGACACGGGCGCUGAGUUUACCUGCAGCACUCGGCACACUGUGGGCACAGAGCUGGUGUCCUCUCCAGCGACCUUCACAAUCACCUACUCCACAGAGACCAUGGUCCUUCAGGUCAGUGCUCCGGACCCUCUUGUUGAAGGAGACAACGUGAGUCUGAAGUGUAUGGCAGAUGGUAACCCAGCUCCUACCGCCUUUAACUUCCACCUUAAGGGAGAGUUGGUGAAGGUGGAAAACACAGAUACUUACACCCUCACAAAUGUGUCACGUAACUCCACUGGUGAAUACAAAUGCUCUCUUGCUGACGACCCAACAAUGAAAGCAAUCACAGACAUCACAGUCAGCUACCUAGACAUCAAUUUAAGCCCCUCUGGAAGCAUCGCCAAGAAGGUCGGUGAGGCCGUGGAUCUAACUCUCCAGAUUGAUGCCUCUGGAGACGUCAAGGUCUCCUGGACAAAGGACAAUGUUAAACUGAAUAAAGAGCCCAAGUUUACCAAGCGGACUUACGCUGACUCUGGCCGCUAUGAGUGUGAAGUGAUGGGGCUCCUCAGCCAAAAAGAUUUUCUUGAGCUGGCUGUCAAAGGUGCUCCAGUUAUCAGGCGGCUGACCAAACAGCCUGGUGAAGGCGGCAGACAUAAAGUCCUGAUCUGUGAGGUUGAAGGUUCUCCAAAGCCAGCUGUUUCCUGGAGCAUCAACGGCACCUCGCUUGCUGAGAGUCCAUUCGUCGACGGAAAGAUAACACACAAGAUCACAGUUGUGCCUACUGCAAACCUCUCUGUCUCUUGUUCGGUGUCCAAUGAGUUAGGCGCGGACAGUACGACUAUAAAUGUGUCAUCCCUAAUUGAGGCGGUGAGAAUGGAUAAACAAGACCAAUCGGAUGAUAACGACCAAACCAAGCUGGUAGUUGGAGUUGUGGUCGGUCUCCUCGUCGCCACUAUAGUUAUUGGCCUGGCAUACUGCGUCUACAUGAAGAAAUCCAAGCAAGGAAGCUGGAAGACUGGUGAAAGGAGGGACGGUUCCUCUGAGGAGGAGAAAAAUGAGGAGAAAGUGGAGGAGAACAGCCAAAAAGCUGAGGUGUAA
Molecule: messenger RNA, 1876 nt
Organism: Cyclopterus lumpus (lumpfish)
Lineage: Eukaryota; Metazoa; Chordata; Actinopteri; Perciformes; Cyclopteridae
Product: CD166 antigen homolog A-like
Biological process (GO): cell adhesion
Cellular component (GO): plasma membrane
Source: RefSeq, a predicted model, not a curated record